AUGCUUGUGUCACUGUUCAGGUAUAUCUUCUCGCGACGAUAUAUGCCAGUCCUCGAGAGGCCUGCAGGCGAUCUUAGCGAGAAAGACUUCGAUCUCGAGUCUACAGGCUCCGACACCUCCGAGGCAAGUACACUUACCGGCAGUGUGAAGCCGUCCUUCAAGGCAGAUUCACGGGUCAUCUCAGACGCCAUCAUCGGCCUCUCAGACGGCCUUACCGUGCCAUUCGCCCUGACUGCUGGACUGUCAGCCCUUGGGGACACCAAGGUGGUCAUUUAUGGCGGCCUCGCAGAACUCAUUGCGGGAGCGAUAUCGAUGGGUCUAGGAGGAUAUCUGGGGGCCAAAAGCGAAGAGGAAUCAUAUCACGCGACACGAAAGCAGACAAAGGACCAAAUACUGAGCGACCCAAAUUCCCUCUCAGAGAGCAUCUCGGCCAUCUUCGAGCCUUACCACCUCCCAGAGUCUCUGACAUCCGAGAUUACGACUCAUCUCGAGAAAUGCGACCCAGACAACCUGGUCAACUUCGUCAUGUCCUUUGAGCACGCCCUUCCCGAGCCUGCCGGUUCUCGGGCCUUGACCUGCGCCCUGACGAUUGCCCUCGGCUACUUUGUUGGGGGCUUCGUCCCGCUCCUGCCGUAUUUCUUCACCGCUCACAUCUCCAAGGCUCUGCUCUGGUCUAUUGGGACCAUGGCCCUGGCUUUGUUUCUGUUCGGAUAUGUCAAGACGUGUGUGAAUGUUGGGUGGCGACGGGGAAGGCACAUCUGGCAGGGCGUCUUGGGAGGAAUCCAAAUGGUUUUUGUCGGUGGUGCGGCCGCCGGAGCGGCCAUGGGUCUUGUUCGAGCAUUUGAUUAUCAUGCUGCGAGUGGCUGA
Molecule: messenger RNA, 867 nt
Organism: Fonsecaea nubica
Lineage: Eukaryota; Fungi; Ascomycota; Eurotiomycetes; Chaetothyriales; Herpotrichiellaceae
Exons: 2
Coding region: 1-867 (288 amino acids)
Biological process (GO): intracellular manganese ion homeostasis
Cellular component (GO): fungal-type vacuole membrane
Molecular function (GO): manganese ion transmembrane transporter activity; iron ion transmembrane transporter activity
Source: RefSeq, a predicted model, not a curated record